AUGGAGGAAGUAGCAGGCUCGCACUCCUCGACAAACGAGACCGAAAAGGGACUGUACACUCCGGUAGAGGGGAGAACUAACGCUACUCACCUGUCGAACAUUAACAAUGGCACACAACAACUCCCGCCCAUCGAUCGCGGGGUAAACGCCUGGCUCUUCCUCGCCGCCUGCUUCGUCAUGGAAGCUCUCGUCUGGGGAUUUGCAUUCACCUACGGUGUAUUCCAAGCAUAUUACAGCGAGUUAGAAGAAUUCAAGAACUCCGGAAAUAUCGCCGUCGUCGGGACCUGCGCUAUGGGGAUAAUGUAUCUCGAUCUCCCUCUCGUGUUCGCCGCCUACAGACAAUGGCCCAAGUAUCAACGCCUCGGCUGCGGUGUGGGCGUGCUAUUAAUGUGUCUCGCUCUCGGCCUCAGCUCCUUCUCUACAAACGUCACCCAUCUCAUCAUAACCCAAGGCAUCUUUUAUGCCAUCGGCGGCAGCAUCGCCUACUCCCCCUGUAUCCUUCUAAUGGAAGACUGGUUCGAUAAACGCAAGGGCCUCGCCUUCGGCGUCAUGUGGGCCGGCACCGGACUCGGCGGUGUCGUCCUCCCCAUCGUUAUGGAACAGCUGCUAAGCCAGUAUGGGUUCCGGACUACAUUACGCGCUUUCGCUAUCGCGCUCUUCAUCCUCACCGCGCCGCUAGUCUACUUCGUCAAACCGCGUGUGCCGAUCGCAAAUAACCGGCCUAGCCCGUCACCGCCGAACCUCCGGUUUUUAUUUACAUCCACGUUCGCCCUCUUCGAGAUCUGCAAUAUCGUCCAGGCCCUCGGGUUUUUCUUGCCGUCCAUCUACCUCCCGACUUACGCGGGGGUGAUCGGUGCAUCGAGCAGCCUCCAAGCACUAACCGUCAUUCUCUUCAACGUAGCCUCCGUCCUCGGCUGCGUGUGUAUGGGCUCCAUCGUCGACAGACUCGAUGUGACGGUCUGCAUCCUCGUCUCAACUCUCGGAUCCACAAUAGGCGUGUUCCUAAUCUGGGGGUUCUCCAUGUCUCUCGCCCCACUGCUCAUCUUCUCAAUCGUAUACGGUCUCUUCGCAGGAUCAUACACGAGUACCUGGCCUGGGAUUAUGCGUGAUGUAGUCCACAAGAAGAGCUCCGCGGAAUCAAGCAUGGUCUUUGCGUGUCUUGCGGCCGGCAGGGGGGUCGGGAAUUUGGUUUCGGGACCACUUAGUGAGGCUCUUAUUAAGGGGUUGCCGUGGCAGGGAAAGCUAGGGUAUGGAUAUGGGAGUGGGUACGGGACGUUGAUUGUUUUCACGGGGGUUACCGGAGUUGUGGGGGGUGGGAGUUAUCUUGCGAGAUGUUUGAGGUGGUUGUAA
This is a messenger RNA of Penicillium lagena, 1350 nucleotides long. RefSeq lists its product as uncharacterized. The transcript is spliced from 2 exons. Gene Ontology annotation, molecular function: transmembrane transporter activity. Bases 1 to 1350 code for a protein of 449 amino acids. Gene Ontology annotation, cellular component: fungal-type vacuole membrane. The record is from RefSeq and is a predicted model, not a curated record. NCBI's taxonomy places the organism in Eukaryota, Fungi, Ascomycota, Eurotiomycetes, Eurotiales, Aspergillaceae. Gene Ontology annotation, biological process: transmembrane transport.